CAUUCGAGAUGUCCGUGGACAUGAGAUCAGUGUGCGAUAUUUAUCAAUCUAAAUCCGUCUUGAUAACGGGGAGUACUGGAAGCCUGGGAAAAAUUUUGGUAGAAAAACUUCUUCGCUGCUGUCCUGGAAUCGUACACAUCUACUUAUUAGUGAGGCCAAUUCAUCAGUCCAGCACAAGUGCGUCCCAACGAUUGUCGAAUUUCUUGAAAUCACCGUUAUUCAACAAACUACGUAACGACGACGCUCAUGUCUUCAAUAAAAUAGUCCUGGUAGAGGGUGAUUUGAAGCUGCCGAACAUAGGCAUCUCCGCGAGCGACAGAAUAUCCCUAAUGAACAAUGUAUCUGUUGUAUUUCAUUGCGCUGCAGAUAUGAAAUUCGAUGCUGAACUGAAAGAUAUCACAUCAGUCAACGUUUUCGGAACACGCCGCUUACUCCAACUCUGUAAGCAAAUGAAGAAGCUUGAGGCUUUCGUUUACGUAUCAACAUUAUACUCCACAUGCCACAAUGCAGUCAUUGAAGAAUGCGUUCCUCUCAUUCCGCCUUUCAAUGGGAUAGCGGAUUGGAACGAGCGCGAUGAAGAUGAAGUCGUUCACCUGACACCGCAGGAAUUAUUGGAUCAAUGGCCGAACACAUACACGUUCUCCAAGGCUGUUACAGAAAUCAUGCUGGAUGGGUAUAAGCAUUUGAUACCGAUUAGCAUUGUUCGACCAUCAAUUAUUCUGUCGACUCUGAGGGAACCAAUGCCAGGAUGGAUUGACAAUUACUAUGGACCAACAUUGAUGAUCUGCAAUAGUUCACUUGGUUUGAAGAGAUCUUUACACGGCUAUCUCCAAGGUGUAGCCAACUUCAUCCCAACUGACUUGGUUGUGAAUGUAAUCAUUUGUGCCGCAUGGAAAACUGUCCAGCAAAAUUCUCCCGUGAUGAAAAUUUAUAAUUGCUGUACCGGUAAGCGGAAUCCCAUAACUUGGGGACAAUUCGGGAAAGAGUGUCUGAAGAAUUCGAAGAAGUAUGCGUGCAAGAAUAUGCUUCGCUAUCCACACACUACAUAUUCAACAUCUCGUUUUGUUCAUCGAAUUAUCUCCGCUACACAGGAAUACCUGGUGGUAUAUAUUCAUGCUAUGACCAAUGGUAAUUUCAAACUGGUAAGGAUUCAAAAACGGCUGACUCGACUUUGGGAAUUGGUUAGCUUCUUCUCUAAUCGUGAGUGGAUCAUUGAUGAUAAUAAUGUAGUGGAGCUCAACGAUCAACUUAGCCAAAUGGAUAAGAAAAUAUUCUGUAUUGAUAUGGGAAUAAUUGACUGGCCCACAUAUUUAGAAAAUUACGUCAAAGGAAUUAGAGUGCAUCUUUUGAAGGACAGCAUGGACAGCAUUAAGGAAGGUCGAGCUCGUCUCAAUGUAUUAUAUUGGAAAGAAAUACUUAUACAAUUAUUUCUGGUAGCCUUCAUAACUGCCUCUGUCUACGUCAUAAGUUUAAUUAUGUUUUUAUAAAUGUUUUAUGUAAUUAUUUAUCUAAUUAAUUAUGACUGUAUGGAUUUUCCAACAGAUUGCUUGAAUGUGCCAAACCCAAGCGAAAAUUUUUAUUUAUUCAUCCAUUCUGUUCUCACAAUUAAAAUAUAAUAUAUACGUACAUUCGAAAAUG
This is a messenger RNA of Diachasma alloeum, 1638 nucleotides long. RefSeq names its product putative fatty acyl-CoA reductase CG5065. The record is from RefSeq and is a predicted model, not a curated record. The coding region runs from base 9 to 1487 and encodes 492 amino acids. Gene Ontology annotation, molecular function: alcohol-forming very long-chain fatty acyl-CoA reductase (NADP+) activity. Lineage: Eukaryota; Metazoa; Arthropoda; Insecta; Hymenoptera; Braconidae. Gene Ontology annotation, biological process: long-chain fatty-acyl-CoA metabolic process. Gene Ontology annotation, cellular component: peroxisome. The transcript is spliced from 5 exons.